GUUCUUGUAGGAGAAAAAUGAAAACUGGGGUGAAAAAAAAACGAUUAUGGGUUUGGCGGAAUUUGUGAUAACUAGUUUGUGUUUAAAUGCUACAUGCAAUUUAGAAGAUUUUAGUACUGGCACCAGCACCUACAAUCAUAACCGUAUUGCUAAGUUAGAAGAAGACCUUGCAAAAGAAACACUAAUAAUUACUACAUUAGAAAACGGAGAAUUGAGCGGGUACGAAAAUAAAAAUGGUUCGGUUAUUGGAACCGGCAUAGCUUUCGACAUAAUGAAUAUUAUCAAACAAAAAUAUAAGUUCAAUUACACUAUUAUAUUACCGCAGGAGAAUGUAUUUUUGGGGGACAGCAGCAAGACGACUAUCAAGGAUAUGUUGGAGAAUAAGGAAGUGGAUAUAGCAGUGGCCUUUUUACCAAUACUCAACAGUUUAAGAAGCUCCAUAACUUUCUCGACGAGUUUCGAUUUAGCCCAAUGGUCGGUAUUGAUGAAUCGACCUCAAGAUUCUGCUGCCGGAUCUGGAUUGCUAGCACCUUUCACCACCGAAGUUUGGAUCCUAAUCAUUUUUUCUAUAUUGAUAGUUGGUCCGAUCAUUUAUUUGAUAGUGCUGAUACAGAGUCGUCUAUACAAAGAAGAUGAAAGAGAAAGUUAUUCUCUUUCUACUUGUUUGUGGUUUGUGUAUGGGGCUUUACUGAAACAAGGCUCCACUGUUAACCCUAAAAGGGAUUCGUCUCGUCUUCUUUUUUCGACUUGGUGGCUUUUCAUCUUGAUUCUUACAGCUUUUUAUACAGCAAAUUUAACGGCUUUUCUUACAUUAUCUAAGUUCACGUUACCAAUAAAAUCAGCGAAAGAUAUUGGACGUAAUCAUCACCAAUGGGUUACCAACAAAGCUAACGCAAUUAGAGAUCAAAUAAUAGCUGAAAGAAAUGAUAAAACCAUCUAUAGAGAAACAUUGAUGGAUGUAAUUGGUACACAAAGAGUAUUUGCGACAGAAAGAGACCGCGAGAUUUUGAAUACGUUCGUCAGAAAGAGGAAGAUGAUGUUUAUAAGAGAAACGACUGUAUUGAAGCACGUUUUAUAUAAUGAUUAUAAAGAAAAAGCUAGUAGAGGUGUUGAUGAGAACGAAAGAUGUACUUAUGUUGUUGCCAAAUUCCCAAUUAUCAAUUUUUCAACGGCUUUCGCUUAUUCGAGGGAAUUUAAGUAUCAAGAAUUGUUCGAUUUGUCUAUACAAAGACUUAUAGAAGGUGGAAUCAUCGAGUUCAAAUUCAAAGAAAAUCUACCCGAUGCUGAAAUAUGUCCUCUCGAUUUGGGUAGCAAAGAACGAAAAUUGAGGAACGCGGAUCUUUUAUUAACGUACAUUAUAGUAGGUGGAGGUUUGGCGGUGGCUGGUUGUGUUUUUUUAAUGGAAAUUCUCUGGCGGCAAUGGGAAACUAAAUGUUCGAAAAAAAGGCAUAAACCACGUCGGAAUUGGCAUAAUAAUAAUAAUAACAAAACAUUCAACGACGUAUCUAAAUCACGAAUUACUCCGCCGCCAUCAUAUCAAACGUUAUUCAAGCCUCCCUUUUCGUAUAUAGGAGAAGGUGGUUACAAAAAACAGAUCAACGGACGAGAUUAUUGGAUAGUUAAUACCAAAGAUGGUUUAACGCAAAUGAUACCACAGCGCACGCCUUCUGCUUUGUUGUUUCAAUUUUCUAACUAAAGCACAUUAUGUUAACUUUUUAUUAUUAUAUUUUCGUCUAAA
Messenger RNA from Diorhabda sublineata, 1738 nucleotides. It is a transcript of the gene Ir76b, whose product is annotated as glutamate receptor ionotropic, kainate 4. Gene Ontology annotation, cellular component: membrane. The coding region runs from base 47 to 1696 and encodes 549 amino acids. The record is from RefSeq and is a predicted model, not a curated record. Gene Ontology annotation, molecular function: glutamate-gated receptor activity. The transcript has 6 exons. Lineage: Eukaryota; Metazoa; Arthropoda; Insecta; Coleoptera; Chrysomelidae.